Molecule: messenger RNA, 733 nt
Organism: Suillus paluster
Lineage: Eukaryota; Fungi; Basidiomycota; Agaricomycetes; Boletales; Suillaceae
Exons: 5
Coding region: 103-609 (168 amino acids)
Source: RefSeq, a predicted model, not a curated record
CUCAAAAACAAAUGAAAGAUCCUCCUUCGUGGAAGACCGCGACAACGAGCUUUCGUCGUAUAGUCACUGGCUCGGUCAGAAGAAUGGCGGCAUUUGACGAUUAUGCAUACUGAUUGCACUGCGACGGAGAGCCUAUCGCUCGAAGACCAGGAAGCGGAAGAUAACCUUGAUCUCUCUCUCAUCAGCUCAUUGGAGAUCGACCUCGGACCACAUCUGGGAGACUCGAGAGUUCCUGAUCACCUCACCACACAAUUAGCGAAGACUCGCGCCAGGGCAGCCAGCUGCACAAGUCGAGUACAGAUCUUUCAUUCCCCCCUUCGCCCUCGACGGAUAUUGCGAAAGCGUCAGACGACUCUUGGGACUCACGACUUCGAGAAGGUGGAUCUGGACAUCGGAACAACUGCACCUGUUGUCCUGUUUCCGAGGGAGCGAUUUGUAUUCGAUCUUCUGUUCUUUAUAUGUUCUAAUGUUACGAGUGGUAACCCCAUCCCUCUGCGCCCCAUUCCAGAGCUAACUAUUCUUCUAGAUCAAGUGUCCUCGAGGAAGAGAGUUGCUGUACUUUGUCUGCCGACCUUGCUUGAUCUAUGUAAAAUUGCAAUGGGCUCGUGAAGAUGAACUACUGUAUGUACUUUGCAAGCUUCUGGAGUUACAGCUCUGGCCGGGAACUUUAUGGGGUGCACUGUCAAAGUUACCAUCGAAGUUUAGCCAUUCUCGACCUGGUGAUCAUUUCCUU